AUAUAAUAAGCUCCCAAGGGCCCAAAGCCCCAAACCCUCCCCCAAAUCCCCAAUCCUGCUCCACCCACUUUCCACUGCUCCGACUCUCCUCCUCUAGCCAGUGGAACGAGCGCGAGCGAGGGACACCGGAGUCCGGAGAUUAUGAGCUCUGCGGCGGCGAUCGGGGCGGGGAAGGCCGUGUGCGUCACCGGCGCGUCGGGGUACAUCGCGUCCUGGCUCGUCAAGCUGCUCCUCGCCCGCGGCUACACCGUCCGCGCCACCGUUCGGGACACCGAUGACCCCAAGAAAACAUUGCACCUGCAUGCCUUGGAUGGAGCUAAGGAUAGGCUGCACUUGUUUAAAGCAAGCUUAUUAGAAGAAGGCUCUUUUGAUGCUGCCAUUGCUGGUUCUGAGUGUGUGUUCCACACGGCUUCUCCCUUUUACCACAAUGUCAAAGAUCCCAAGGCUGAGUUACUUGACCCAGCGGUCGAAGGAACACUUAAUGUUCUACGUUCCUGCAAGAAAGCUUCUAUUAAAAGAGUGGUCGUAACAUCCUCCAUGGCUGCUGUUGCCUACAAUGAGAAACCAAGAACUCCUGAUGUAGUAGUUGACGAGACAUGGUUUUCACAUCCAGAGUUGUGUGAAAAGAACCAGCAAUGGUAUGUCCUAUCCAAGACCCUUGCUGAGGAUGCUGCAUGGAAGUUCUCAAAAGAUAAUGGAUUUGAAAUGGUUACAAUAAACCCCGCAAUGGUCAUCGGUCCCCUGUUGCAGCCUACACUGAAUACUAGUGCUGAAGUAAUACUGAAGCUAAUCAAUGGAUCAUCUUCUACAUACCCUAAUUUCAGCUUUGGAUGGAUUAAUGUUAAGGAUGUUGCCCUGGCACAUAUCCUUGCAUAUGAAGUUCCUUCAGCAAACGGAAGAUAUUGCAUGGUUGAAAGAGUUGCUCACCACUCGGAGAUUCUCAAGAUCAUACAUGAAUUGUAUCCCAACCUUCCAGUUCCAGACAAGUGUGCGGAUGACGGGCCAUUUGUGCCAACCUACCAGGUAUCGAAGGACAAGAUAAGAAGUUUGGGCUUGCAGCUGAUUCCCCUGGAGACAAGCAUCAAGGAGACUAUCGAGAGCUUGAAAGAGAAGGGAUUUCUUAGCCUUUGAGUCUUUGAGCCAUCUUUGAAACACAGCGAAGGCAUCAUACUUUGUCUGUUUCGACAUGCAUACAUACAUGUCUUUUAAGACUUUAAGUGCACUUGUGUGUUGUUAAGAAUGCAUGCAUGUCGGUAAAGUGCGUAGUUUUGUGGGUUGUACCAUGAACUGAAAUAAAUGACUUCGUGGCUCUGUUGCGUAUUUGCGCUUUCAGGGACCCGAGACGUGCAUAAUCGGCGGCAGCCGCGGCGGAUC
Brachypodium distachyon (stiff brome) is the source of this 1374-nucleotide messenger RNA. RefSeq names its product cinnamoyl-CoA reductase 1. Gene Ontology annotation, molecular function: oxidoreductase activity, acting on the CH-OH group of donors, NAD or NADP as acceptor. The record is from RefSeq and is a predicted model, not a curated record. Bases 142 to 1131 code for a protein of 329 amino acids. The transcript has 6 exons. Lineage: Eukaryota; Viridiplantae; Streptophyta; Magnoliopsida; Poales; Poaceae.